Achroia grisella is the source of this 4443-nucleotide messenger RNA. RefSeq names its product TLD domain-containing protein 2 (gene mtd). Bases 316 to 3939 code for a protein of 1207 amino acids. The record is from RefSeq and is a predicted model, not a curated record. Gene Ontology annotation, cellular component: nucleus. Lineage: Eukaryota; Metazoa; Arthropoda; Insecta; Lepidoptera; Pyralidae. Gene Ontology annotation, biological process: response to oxidative stress. The transcript has 26 exons.
GCGCUUUGCACGCCACGCAUAUGAGCACGCGCUCAAUCGCAGUGAAAGUCGCGCGCGCAGGUUACGCUACGAUUUCGUGCGUCGACAUCUUCGUCUAGAGUUAUUCUGUUUGUUCGUUGCGCCAGUGCAACAGGGAAAGGAGGUCGGUGCUCGGCCACAACCCUGAACGAAACUGCAGAACAAUUUAAAUACUCUGAUAGUAUUUUUGAUGUUCAUGAAAUUUGCGAACAAUAUGCUACAAUGGUGGAGCCGUGAUAGUGUUGUUUGUUCAGCAUAGUGAGUAUAGUGAAAGUAUAUUGGUACAGUGAAAUUACAAUGAUGAGUGGUAGUGAGCCGACCUUGACGGAAUCGCCGGUACCGUUGGCCCUGGCGCGGCUGCAGGGCCGGCCCGGUCGUCUGCCGCGCGGCCUCCGAGCCCACCGCCCCAGCCUGCCGCUAGCUAGCCUGCAAGAGGCAGCUGACGAAACGCCGCGCCGGUUCAGUGAAGAAGCUUUCCCCGAUACUGACGAUGACGAGAUAUUCACUGAGCUAGUAGACGUGAGCCAACCGCCGCGGUCCACUUCAAAUGGCCGAAGAGCAUCAGAUGCCACAUUUGCUGAAAGAUACAGAAAGUUGACGGAAUUCGAUGAACCACCGCCGGAGUUACCACGUCGGGCGUCACUUGCCGUCCCGGUAGAAGGUGAUUUGUACGGUCGUAAUGAUAAGGGACGGCGACGUUCUUGGGCCGCUCGGCUUCAGCUCGAACGUAAGAAACGACGAAAAUCAGGUGGUAACGAUACAGAUGAAGAGAGCGAUACUCCCCCAGCGUACGUUCGUCAAAAGCGAUUGUCCUGGUGGAAUGUAUUUGUUCCAGAUAAUAUGCUAAAACACAGGUCUAGACGCGCAUCACAGCAGCUGUCCAGGAGUGCAGAAAGCAUAGACCAAUCAUUCAAAAGGUCGAAAAGUCGCUCGGUGGACCAUGGGUUCGGUGCGCCGUUUGACCUGGAGGCGUUGCGCUCCAAGGUCGAGGGCAGGUUCGACGCUGUACACAGAGACGAGGACGAGCAUGCGAAGAGGCUGCCGCCACCGCCACCCAUCAAGACCAUUACUUACACUGUACGGGACCGUGACACAUUAACUUCGUUAGCGGCUCGGUUCGACACCACACCGUCGGAGCUGACCAAGCUGAACAGGCUCGCCACACAGUUCAUAUUUCCCGGGCAGACACUUCUCGUACCUGACAAAAAAAAAGAUGGAGACAAGGACUCUGAUGGGCCGUCCGAGAGCGGUGAUAACACCUCAGAAUCAACACAGGGUCCGCCUAGCGAGCCAGCUCAAGAAAAAGAGAUCCUGGAUAGCUUGCGGCCGGUGUCGCCAGAGGCCCCGACCAGCAGUAGCGCACCACAGAGAUUCCUCAAAAUCAAUGUCAGACAUAUCACGGAUGGACAGGUGAACUCUGGUAUUUUAGUUAUUACGCAAAACGCGGUGAUGUUCGACCCGAACGUGUCGGACGUGCUGGUGAUGGAGCACGGUCCGGAGUCUUAUGGUGUCAUUGCGCCCAUGGAGUACGUGGUUAACGCAGCCAUAUUCUAUGACAUUGCGCACAUGCGUACCCAAUCUAAUAUUAUUUCUUAUUACAGGGCAGAGCAAGCAGAGAUCUACUAUAUGAAUAAGUCUGAGCAUUCGCCAGGAAAGGAUUCGCUUCUAGUCAAAGAUGAAACAUUCCCCGAGCUGCAGGCUGCGAGCGCUGAGGGUGGUGAUGGCGAAGAGUUGUGCAGCGGUGAAGAUAGGCCAGGCUCCGGAGAUGAACGUGGUGGGGCCGCCUUCCCGAAAGCCUUCGAGAGGGAACUAGUCACACCCACCGCUUUGCAGCAACAAACAAUAGAAGAAAGGCGGAGGUCUUUGCUGGACCACCACUGGGCAAUACCAAGCAAAGAUAGAAUGUCGAUUGAUCAAGGAAGCGAGGUGUCUUCGAGCACCGAUCAUAAAGAUGAUGCUGCCGAGGGCGCAGAAGGAGGUGACAGCGUGGAGACGGGGGAGGGAUCCGGGGCUGAGGAGGGGGGUGAACGCUUGGGACGGCAUGACGCGCAGCACCUCGUCAAACUCUCGUACCACGACUCCGGGAUCGACAUACGCGAGCCGCUCCUGCACGUCACGCCGAUCAACACUAAGAAGGACUAUCACACAGACAUAGAGCAUGAUGAUUACCAUCAUGAUAUUGAAACGAUAUACGAGAGUAUGGAGCCGGACGCGGAUGUCUCUAUGUACGACAACUGGGACUGUGACGUCACAUACGAGACAAAGUUUCUUAGUCGUUUUGCCUUGGAGCAUCAUGAUAUUGAAAUGUUAUCGAGCUCCUCCCGCGACGAGGUGUACAGUGACGCGGACAUCGUGCUGUCUGCGGAGUGGGUGCCGCCGGUGGUGGUGUCGCGCGGGGAGCCGCCGCUGUCGGCGCCGCCGCUGGGCGAGGCCGAGCGGGCCCCGCGCAAACCGGCUGCCGUCUCCUUCUCACUCGAUGGCGGCCAACAACAUCAUCAACAACAACAACAGCAGCAGCAGCAGCAGCAGCAGCAACAACAAAAGGAUGACGCCUCCAAGCCCGAUAAGAAAAAUAAGAUGCUGAAGCGGUUGUCGUACCCGUUGUCAUGGGUGGAGGGGCUGACUGGCGAAGGUACGGCGGGUCCACAGGGCUCGCAGACAGAGUCACUACCCAGUUCCGCAGACAGCCAUAACUCAACAAGCGUAUUCUCCAAGGUUUUCAACAGGCGCAGCUCAUUGGGUGGAUUCGGGCGGUCGCAGACUAAGUCGGCGCCCACCUCGGCACAGCCCCGUCUCGACUACCGCAGCAUGGUCUCCGUCGACGAUAUGCCUGAUCUCUUCGUCUCUUUUGACAAGUUGAUCCCGCGUCCGGCGCGUGCUAGCGACGACCCGCCGCUGUACUUGCGGCUGCGCAUGGGCAAGCCCGCCGGCCGGCCGCUGCCGCGCACCACGCCGCUCAUGUCCUACGGCCGCAAGCGCAUGAAGCCGGAGUACUGGUUCGGAAUACCUAGAAACAGGGUGGACGAUCUAUUCAAGUUCCUGACCCACUGGGUACCAGACCGGUACGGGCCAUUGGGCGACGUGACCGCGCAGGGCUACGAGCUCAUCGACAGCGACACCGAAUGGGAAGAUGACGACCCUAAACCCGGACACAAGGGCGAGAGAACGGGCAGUUCCGGCGAUGUUUCGGACAUUACCAGAGAAUCUUGGGAGGUAUUGUCAAUGAGCGAUGAGCUUCGCCGGGCGUUGUACUCAUCGGGCGCCUCCGUUGAUAUGGAGUUCUCCCCACCCGACCUCAUUGGCACAUCCGAAAUAUUCACAAUGGAACACAGAGAGAAGAUAUGCACCGUGUUACCUGCGCGUGCUCAAGGCUACAUGUGGUCGCUGGCCUUUAGUACCAGCCAGCAUGGAUUCUCGCUCGCGUCUAUGUACCGGAAAAUGCAACGGGUAGACACCCCGGUUCUACUCGUCAUACAGGACACAGACAACAAUGUGUUUGGAGCUUUGACAUCGUGCGCUCUACACCCGUCCGAACAUUUCUACGGCACCGGAGAAUCAUUGUUGUUCUCAUUCCAGCGAGUUCUAGAGGAGACUCGACGGCACUCACAGCCUACGAUAGAGCCAAAUAAGGACAAGGACUCCGAAGUCAAAGAUGAAGAACACACAGAAGAAAAAGGGGAUCAACCCACGCCAGUUAAAACGAAAUUCAAAUAUUGGGGUUGGACUGGUGACAACAUGUACUUUAUUCGAGGAAGCACAGACAACAUAUCUAUUGGCGCUGGCGACGGCAAAUUCGGCCUGUGGCUAGACGGCGACUUGUACUUGGGGCGCACACAGCGCUGCACCACGUACGGCAACGAUCCGCUCACCACUCGCGAGGACUUCAUAGUCAAGAUCAUGGAGUGCUGGACCUUCAUCUGAGCGGCGAGCGUCCACCACGCCUCCUCGCCGUCUCGCGCGACGCCGCCACCGCCCGCAGGGGCUGAAGCGCUCCACGUUUCUACUUUCAAAUCAAAUUAAGCUUUAGAUUAUCUUAUGAAAUUAGCGACGAAGAUUUGACACUUUUACAAGUCAAUCAUUCGACUUUAGUACUGAUGAGUCUGAAAACGAUUUUGUACUCGCAUUAUGACUUGAAACGUAAGGGCGCGUCGUGACGAUCGGCCGCAAUGAGGACGAUAUCGAAACGUCUACGCGCAUUUCUAGUCAAAUGUACUGAACCCGACCAAUGUUUUCACCCUCCCCGAAUUUAGAGGCGUUCGGAUGGAGUGCCGGCGAAGCGCGCACUGUCGCCGCUCGCGCCACCUCGAUGAGCAAGUGCAUUAAUCCUAGUCAAUUGUCGUUUGUAUUAAGUUGAAAGUGAUGGAAUAGAAAGAGCUCAUUAUGAGGAACUCUAUGGUAGAUGAGUAGAUCGUCUUGCUGCACUGU